Molecule: messenger RNA, 1596 nt
Organism: Phytophthora infestans T30-4
Lineage: Eukaryota; Oomycota; Peronosporomycetes; Peronosporales; Peronosporaceae
Exons: 5
Coding region: 58-1596 (512 amino acids)
Molecular function (GO): NAD+ binding
Source: RefSeq, a predicted model, not a curated record
CCUUCACAGAGCGACCUGUCCAGCAUUUUUUUAUCGAAAAAACAGCCUAAACAGAUAAUGAUGGCGCUAUCCGAGCGGCCCACUCGAAAGGCCAAAAGAACUGACGUGGACUAUGCCGUUCUAUCCUCGGGCCAACAAAUCCCCGAUUAUUCGGACGACGACUCGGACGACGAGAGCUACGGCUCCAACUACAAGAAGAAGCGGCGCAAACAAGGCGCCGAGUGCUUUAUCUGCCAUCGGCCGCCUAGAACCUACAAAAAGACCAUGCUACAAUGUGACAGCUGUUCCAGGAUGUACCACCAGGCGUGUGGCAAGCCCUUCCAGUCGACCUCGAUCCUCGGCAACACGAGCUGCUACGAGUGUCUUCAAGAAGCCAAGGUGGACUCGCUAAGUGCUCUACCUCGCAAGACACUGGACUCCAUCAGGGAUUUUGUCAAGGUGCUCAAGAAGGCCAAGAAGAUCGUCGUCAUCGCCGGAGCAGGCAUUAGUGUGUCGUGCGGCAUUCCAGACUUCCGUUCCAAGGACGGAAUCUACGCCAUGGCUCGCAACAUGGACGUUGUGUUGCCAGAGCCAGAGUGUCUCUUCCAGAUCGACUACUUUCGAGAAGACCCGGCCCCGUUCUUUGAAGUGGUGCGCAAUGCCUUUGCCAACUCACCCAAACCGUCGCCUACACACUGGUUCUUGAAGUUACUUCAAGACAAGAAGAAGUUGUUGCGUGUGUACACACAAAAUAUUGACGGACUAGAGGAAGCUGCCGGGGUGACGAGGUGCAUUCCUUGCCACGGGAGUUUUGCCUAUUCGGCCUGCAUGCGCUGUAAGAAGCGCGUGCCGACGAGCACGUUGAUGCCAGUGAUUCAGGCAGGGGUCAUCCCUUCGUGCUCCGAGCCAAACUGCCGUGGUGUGUUGAAGCCCGAGAUUACGUUUUUUGGCGAAAUUCUGGACGACAAAGUGAGCACCAUGAUCACAAAGGACCGGCUACAGGCCGAUCUACUGCUCGUUAUGGGCACGUCACUUAAAGUUGCCCCCGUCAUGGAAAUGCCAGGUUAUUUGCCCUCGCACAUCCCUCAAGUUGUGAUCAACAAGACGGCGUUGAAGAAAAAGAAAUUAAAGUCGAAAAAACUCUCAGCGGGUGGAACAAUGAGUCGCUUCGAAAUGUCGCUCUUGGGCGACUGCGACGAUAUUAUCCGCUACCUUUGCGCCCAAGCUGGUUGGGAUCUUGGCUCAGACGCGACGCAAGCAGCGAAGAACAAGCCACUCGUGAUUAACAGCCAGGUAAUAUCGCAUCAGGAUGCAACUGGCAAGCACAUCUAUUGCUUUGGAGAGUGCCAGUGCAAAAAUAAACUAGCAGCUGGUAUGAAUGACGACGAUGACGACGAAGAAGAAGAGAAGCAGCAGACGGAGGAAGAAAUUGAGGAGGAUAUCGUGUGCAAUCGUUGCGAACGCCAGAUUGACACAGAAGCAGAGCCUGGCUCGGGAUGCAAGACUACCCAUUACCGCUGCAAUGAUUGCUUCGAUUAUGAUCUUUGUGGAGAUUGCUAUCCGAAAAGGAGAUACAAGCACAAGGGCGGAAGACAUCGAUUCACGCAAUGCUUAUAG